AUGGUACCUAUUACUCAUGUUUAGUGUUAAACAGUAUUAGUUUUUAGUAAAUUAAUUGUAAAUAGUGAUAAAAUACGUGCUUAUGUAUAAAUAAACUUGUUUGCGUUAUUGUUUCUAAAAUUUUAAGCCAAAAUGCAUCGACGUCGGGGACCGAACUUUACCUAUGUCAGUGGAUGCGUGAAAUAUAUGAUUUUUGUUUUGAAUUUUAUAUUUUGGUUAUUUGGUGGACUCAUGAUAGCUAUUGGACUCUACGCAUUCAUUGACAAAUGGCAGGCGACUGGAUUAAUAAAGCUGGACACGAUAUACGAUGUAAUGCUAAACAUCAGCCUCCUGAUCGCAUUGCUGGGUGGCGUCGUGUUCAUCGUGAGCUUCGCGGGUUGCGUCGGCGCGUUGCGGGAGAACACAUGUCUCCUCAAAUUCGUAAGUUAACGAAGUGUUCGUAAAAAGUAAAGUUGCGGUCUAUAUGUCUCACUGCUCAAGUAUCCUCUCAUUUCUGAGAUGGUUCUGCAGUAAUAAGUCUAUUGUGCUCAUUCACUGCGUGAUGGUGGACUUCAGGUUUUCAAAAUAUUGUUUUCAAAAUAUUUUUAUAUAUUUUGUAAGCGAAAGAGGAGCAUCCUCAGAUGCACUUAUGAUGGGUGGCGCAAAUAUGCGUGCGUUACAACAUAAAGUACAAGAAAAUAUAAUAAACAGAUCGUUAGCAAUUUGUUGCAAAAAUAUAGUACGCUUCCACGAUGAUGUUUCUUUCAAAAAUCCUAUAAAACAACAACAAUUGCCACGAUGCCACAGAUACCGACGCUUCGUUAGAAUAAAACUUUCAUCUGGCCAGUAUUUAAUAGACGUGCCGACAUAUUUAUUUAACUUCAUAUACACUUUAAUGUAUAUCCAUCCAUCAAUCCAUACAUUACAGCCUAUAAAAGUCCACUGCUAAACAUAUACUAUACAUGUAUAUGUAUAAUACGAGUAGUAAGUAAGGCUUCUACUUUUAUUUGAAAUUAUCCUAAAUUGAAUUUAUAAACAUUUUCUCCUUUCCCCGGGGAUAAAAUUGUCUCUUGCCCAUGUUAGCCCUGCAGAAGUGGGAUUAAAUGUUUUAAUUUCAAGCAAUAUUUUAACUAGAAGGUAAGUUACUUUCGUCGUAAUACAAAUAAUCGUAGUGCAAAUAGUAGUAAUAUAAAAGCUAACGACCCACCCAGGCAUCGUAGGGACCUGGAUAGGAUUUAUUAAUGCGGCAUUAGAUUUAAAAUAAUUUUAGACCAUUUGACAAUUUACUAAUAUUUCGAUUUCUCAAAAAAUCUCCAAGUUUUUCGGAUAAAAUAUAACCUAGAUUACUACCACCUGUCCUAUCCACCUGUGUAUUCAAGUUUUAAUUAGCGUAAUUAAUCGCAAUAAAUGACAGUUAUUUCGAUUUUAUAGACCAGACUUUUCAGUUUUAUAUAAAUACUAGCGAUCCGUCGGGCUUCGCACGGUUGAUUUCUUGAUCUCUACAACAACGCCACCUACCAGGUCCAAUUGUAAAUAUCUAAUCAACUUAAUCACAUAUAAUCAAAAAAAUCGAACCUGCCGUUUAGGAGAAGUUCAGUCACAUACACACGGACAGAAGAAAUGUAUAAUAUGCAUGUAUUAUGUAUUAUACAUAUAAAACUUCCUCUUGGAUAAUUCUGUCUAUUGAUGAAAAUCGCAUCAAAAUCCGUUGCGUAGUUUAAAAGAUCUAAGCGUACAGACGGCGGGAAGCGACUGCUUUCUACUAUGUAGAUUUUUUUAUAUAUAGGGUGACAAACGAGCCACAAUCCUACUAAUGGUAAGUGGGUACUGUGGCCCUACACAUUUAUCCUCAGUUAAGAAUCAAAUUUGACGGCUCCGUGGCGCAAUGGCUUAGCAAUAAAUUGUUGCGCUGGGGGCCGCGGAUUCGAAUCCCGCACGGAACAAGUAUUUGUAUGGCCUACAAAUAAUUGUUUCGGGUCAGGAUGUUUAUCCUCGUGCAAUCUAUGUUUGUAAACUGCCUCCACGAUACAGGAGAAAAUCCUAGUGUGCGGGUAACGUUUU
Messenger RNA from Parnassius mnemosyne (clouded apollo), 2040 nucleotides. Lineage: Eukaryota; Metazoa; Arthropoda; Insecta; Lepidoptera; Papilionidae. The record is from the annotation of a GenBank genome assembly.